UACAUUCUUUAGAACCCCCUAAAGACACCAACACUUUCUGAAAUCUUCAUACAGAAUUUCUCUGUUGUUCUGUACAGGCCUGCCAAGAUACACAAUAACAGAUAAACUAAGACAUUUACUAAGACUCUGCUGGCUAUGUGGUCUCCUGUAACUCAGGAUGGACAAAGAACAGCUUCUCUUCACUUUAAAUGACCUGGAGAAAGAAGAGCUGAAGACAUUCCAGUGGUAUCUGAAAAAUGGCAUGGAAGGUUUCCCCUGUAUCCCAAAAUCUCAUCUGGAGAAUUCUAACAGACCUGACACUGUGGACAAGAUGGUGCAGCAAUAUGGCCAAGAUGGAGCUGCGGAGAUCACACAGCUCAUCCUGAAGAAGAUGCGCCACAACCAACAGGCUGAGGCCCUGAGGACCAAACACAGUGAAAAUAAAGCAGAAGCAGCUGUGGGAGGUCAAACUGGACCAGGCCAGAACAUCACAGCUCAAACUGGACCAUGCCAGAAUAUCACAGCUCAAACUGGAGGAGCUAUCAGUGCACCUGUUCUACAUGGAAAUGUGUUUCAAGGCCCUGUUAAUUUCUUCACUGGACACUAUAAACCUUACGGUGGAGACAAAUGUGAAGUUUCGACUGCUAAGAGUCCAGCAGGUGGAGGAAAAAGUGAUCUCAGUAGUAGGAGAAUGAAAAUAAAAUAUAAGGAAAAAUAUGAGAAGUUGUAUGAGGAGGCUACAAUAGAAUGUGAUCGUGUGCCUAUAAAAGACACUUACACUGAAGUUUACAUGAUCAAAGGAUGCACAGGAGGAGUGAACACAAAGCAUGAAGUGAGACAGGUGGAGGACUUUUACCCCAAAACAGAAGAAACACCAAUCACACUCAGUGACCUCUUCAAAAUGCAGUCUACUGAAAACAAGCAUGGUACUAAAGUCCUGACAUUGGGAAUAGCUGGAGUGGGAAAAACAGUCUCUGUGCACAAGUUCAUUCUUGACUGGGCUGAAGAGAAGUGCAACCAGGACAUAAAUUUCAUCAUGUACCUCCCAUUUCGAGAGCUGAACUUGAUCAAGGAUGAAAAGUACAGCCUCUCAAAACUACUUCUUUACUUCCAUCAAGAACUCCAUUCUGGAGAUGAAAAGGAGAUAUUAAAUGAAAAACUUCGGCUGCUUUUCAUACUGGAUGGACUGGAUGAAAGUAGAAUUCCUCUAGAUCUUCAUCAGAAGAAGGUAUCUAAUGUGAAUGAGAAGACUACUCUUGAUAAACUAAUAACAAACCUCAUAAAUGGAGAACUGCUUCCUUCUGCUCUUCUCUGGAUCACUUCACGACCUGCAGCAGUCAGUAAGAUAAAUUACCAAUACUUUAACUCUGUUACAGAAAUCCGUGGAUUCAAUGACCAGCAGAAGGAGGAGUACUUCAGGAAGAGAAUCAGAGAUGAAGAUCAAGCAACCACAAUUCUCUUACACAUUAAGACUGCAAGAAGCCUUCAUAUCUUGUGUCACAUACCCGUCUUCUGCAGGAUCGCAGCCACCGUGCUUCAGAAAAUGCUGAAGGAUGGUAUAGACUUGAAAAAUGCUCCCAAAACUCUGACAGAAAUGUACCUACGUUUCCUGAUGUUUCUCACAGAGCAAAUGACUGAGAAAUACAGCACAAAGCAAAACACUGACAAUACAGUUCCAUCCGAGACAAAAAGAGCAGAGGUGCUGGGUAUCAUGCAGCUUGGCAAGUUAGCUUUUCUUCAGCUACAAAAAGGACAGCUGCUGUUCUAUGAGAAAGAUCUGAAAAAGUGUGGCAUUGAUUUCCAAGAGGCUUUAGUGUACUCUGGAAUUUGUACACAAAUUUUUAAACAGGAGGGGAAGAUCUUCAGCUUUGUGCAUUUAAGCUUCCAGGAGUUUCUUGCUGCUGUAUUUGUGUUCCUAACAUUCAGGGAUGAAGGCAACCCACUCCUUAAAACCCCACUGGAGAAAAUUAAGUGGAUGAUAAAACACAGACUGUGUGAUCUGCUUGAGACAGCAGUAGAUAAAGCCAUGAGUAGUGAAAAUGGACACCUGGACCUUUUCCUCCGUUUCCUCUUCGGCCUCUCACUGGAGUCCAAUCAGAGGCUCCUGAGGAGUCUACACCCAGAACUGGACAUCAAAGAAGAGAGUUUAGAGCAGAAUGUGAACUACAUCAAGAAAACCAUCAAGAGAACAAAAUCCUUUGAAGAGACUAUCAAUCUAUUCCACUGCUUGAGUGAAAUGAAAGACAACUCUCUGAUAAGUGAAAUACAGACCUCCCUGAACUCAGGGGACCUCUCAACACAGACACUCUCAUCUGUACAGUGUUCAGCUCUGGUGUUUGUGCUGCUGAUGUCAGAGGAGAUUCAAGAGAAAUUUGAGCUGAAGAAAUUCAGGCCAUCAGAUAAAGGACUGAGGGAAUUAUUUCCAGUAUUGAAAAACACCAGGCGAGCUCUACUAUCUGGCUGUGGUCUCAAUGAAGAGUCUUGCAAAUCUCUCACAUCAGUUCUACAAACAGAAAACUCACUGAGAGAGCUGGAGAUGAAUAAUAAUGACCUGCAGAAUUCAGGAGUGGAGCAGCUCUGUGCUGGACUGAAGAGUUCACACUGUAAACUGGAGAUUCUCAGACUAUCUGGCUGUGGUCUCACCGAAGAGUCUUGCAAAUCUCUCACAUCAGUUCUACAAACAGAAAACUCACUGAGAGAGCUGGAGAUGAAUAAUAAUGACCUGCAGAAUUCAGGAGUGGAGCAGCUCUGUGCUGGACUGAAGAGUUCACACUGUAAACUGGAGAUUCUCAGACUAUCUGGCUGUGGUCUCACCGAAGAGUCUUGCAAAUCUCUCACAUCAGUUCUACAAACAGAAAACUCACUGAGAGAGCUGGAGAUGAAUAAUAAUGACCUGCAGAAUUCAGGAGUGGAGCAGCUCUGUGCUGGACUGAAGAGUUCACACUGUAAACUGGAGAUUCUCAGACUGUCUGGUUGUUUGGUCACAGAGGAAGGCUGUUCUUCUCUGGCUUCAGCUCUGAGGUCAAACCCCUCCCACCUGAAAGAACUGGACCUGACGUACAACCACCCAGGAGAGUCAGGAGUGAAGGUGCUCUCUGCUAGACUGGAGGAUCCCCACUGCAGACUGGACACUCUCAGGGUGGAGCACGCAGGGGAGAUCAGAAUCAAACCAGGACUAAGCAAAUAUGCGUGUGAUCUCACACUGGACCCAAACACAGCACACACACGUCUCUUUCUGUCUGAGGGGAACAGAAAGGUGACGUGUGUGGAGCAGCAGCAGUCGUAUCCUGAUCAUCCAGAGAGAUUUGAUGUCUGGGAGCAGGUGGUGUGUAGAGAGAGUCUGACUGGACACUGUUACUGGGAGGUUGAGUGGAGUGGGAGGGCUGGUUUAUCAGUGACAUAUAAAGGAAUCAGGAGGAAAGGAGACAAUGAUGACUGUGUGUUUGGAUUCAAUGUAAAGUCCUGGAGGCUGAACUGCUCUGAUAACAGUUACACUGUCUGGCACAAUAAGAAGUUCACUGUCAUCUCUGCCCCCUCCAGCUGCAACAGGGUAGGAGUGUAUCUGGACUGGCCCGCUGGCACUCUGUCCUUCUACAGCGUCUCCUCUCACACACACACACACACACACUUACACACACUCCACUCCACAUUCACUGAGCCCCUCUAUGUGGGGUUUUGGGUUUAUUAUAACUCCUCAGUGUGUGUGUGUGAGGUAGAAUAGCCUCCUGUGUCCUGGAGGAACACCUGAGUCUGCAGGGAAACA
Messenger RNA from Electrophorus electricus (electric eel), 3742 nucleotides. Lineage: Eukaryota; Metazoa; Chordata; Actinopteri; Gymnotiformes; Gymnotidae. The record is from RefSeq and is a predicted model, not a curated record.